This is a messenger RNA of Oncorhynchus masou masou (cherry salmon), 645 nucleotides long. RefSeq names its product pirin-like. Gene Ontology annotation, cellular component: nucleus. The record is from RefSeq and is a predicted model, not a curated record. Gene Ontology annotation, biological process: monocyte differentiation. Lineage: Eukaryota; Metazoa; Chordata; Actinopteri; Salmoniformes; Salmonidae. Gene Ontology annotation, molecular function: quercetin 2,3-dioxygenase activity.
UCAAAAAUCUUCACCAGGACUCCAACACUGUAUCUGGACUUCAAGCUGGAUGGAGGAGCCAAGCAUGUACAGCCAGUUCCUUCAGGAUGGACCUCGUUUAUCUACACACUGGCAGGAUCUGUCUGUGUUGGUCCAGAUGCAGAGCAGCGGAAAGUGGAGCCACAUCACACCAUCGUGUUUGAUGAUGGAGACUGCAUAGCCGUAGAAAACAAGACAUCAGAGGUUUGCCAUUUUGUCUUGAUUGCGGGACAGCCGAUCAAUGAACCGGUGGUCCAGCAUGGUCCGUUUGUGAUGAACACGGAAGAGGAGAUCAACCAGGCAGUCCGAGACUACAGGACAGGGACCAAUGGGUUCGAGAGGGCUACGGCUUGGAGGUCUAAGAUCAGGGAUUCCUUCUAGGACUCGGCAGACAUCUUCUAAUCACGUUAUAGGUCUUGUUAUGGUCAUGUGACCCAAGUUUAUUUUAAUAAUGAACCAGCUUGAUGUGUUUGUCUCUUUUUAAAUCAUUAAGUUCUCAUUUUAUACUGAUUUUUUUUUUCCUUCUCAAAUAAUGUUUUGUUACUGUGCCUCCAAGCCAUUAAACUGAAAUGUAAAUGAUGAAAAGGGCACUUUUAAUUUAACCUCAAUAAAACUAUCCUGCCGUGA